Cadophora gregata is the source of this 6025-nucleotide messenger RNA. RefSeq lists its product as uncharacterized. The record is from RefSeq and is a predicted model, not a curated record. NCBI's taxonomy places the organism in Eukaryota, Fungi, Ascomycota, Leotiomycetes, Helotiales, Ploettnerulaceae. The transcript has 2 exons. The coding region runs from base 3179 to 5656 and encodes 825 amino acids.
UACACGGAUGUACCUCGCUUCUGGUGUUUGGGGAAAGUAUACCUUUCAACCUCUGUGCUAGCUUCGCAGCUGAUGACAUAGCGUUAUCUCAUUGGCUUCCGGAGCACAAGUUAAUUUAAGAAAUGCGAACUUUGACUUGCAUGAAAGUCAAAGCAGGCCUGCGUUUGAACGUGUCAGUUGUCGGACGAUUCGCAAAAACAGUUGAUUGUUGGCCACCGGUGGACUUCAUCCAGUGUGAUCAAGCACAGAUAUUGCCUGUGAUAUUGCUACUUCCACGAAAGUAACCAUGGCCUGAUAAUGCCAAUGGCACCUUCAACACUAUUGAUUGAUUCGAAGUAGCAUACUGCCGAAGUUGAGCAAAACCCCUUUACGUUCUCGGGGAGCCGCGUCUCUUGUGAUUGAUCGAUGUCUCUCAUUUCAAAACUUGAGCACAAGAAUCAUAGCGAAAGAGCACAAGGCAGCUCUUGCAGUCUAACAUUAGAAGGAUCUCGUGAAGUUGGGUCUCCAAAUGGCCAAUUACAAAACAUUCAAAAAGCAGCAGCACUUUUCGGGUAUUUCGAGCUGUCAGCCAGAAGUUUAAAGACGUGGAGGCGUUUUGGAGAGCCUUUAGUGCACCGACAAUGACAUCAGAAGCGCCUCGGAGACUCCGUACCCCAGAUUCACCUAUCAACAGGAGAGCUAUUUCCCGUUGGUACACCAUCUACUGGCCAAAGAAAUGGAUGGAAAGGGACGAGCGGAGUGUUCUCUUAGAUUCCAAGGGUAUCGAGAGAAGAAGGUUAUCUUCAUGAAAGAGCUGUCACGGUCGCAGGGCUUGCAUCACCAAGCCCGAUGACGACAACCCCGCUACCAAAAAUCCAGGGUCCAAUCAUACCUUCCACCAUCUUCCCCACGUUCUGUCUACUCGAGCUACUCGAGCUACUUGAGCAACUUUAGAUACCCUAGGCUUCUUCUGACUGUUCUCACGACUGAACACUUCGAUUGGGUCAGCUUCCCAGAUCCCUCUACUGCCCAAAGUCGAAAGCUCUCGGUAGACAAACCUCCCGGACUUGGAUGUAGAUCUUGCCGGCGUGUGCUCUAAUGCUUGCUGAUGCAAAUAUUACUCCUCGAUCUCAGAGUGACAGGAAGGAACUCUCGGCUAUCGUCACACUCUCAAGAGGGCGAGGAGGGGUAUCGGGCCAAGUGAUGAGGUACCUGGAGAUCCCCAAUUCACAUACAGUACUUCUUGGUUAUGAAUGUGGGGCAUAGUAAGAGCGGCCGCAGCACGGAUGGAUCAACAAUGGAAUCAGAUCCCUUGGCCAUACCUUACUGUAUUGAUCGGAUAUCGCCAGUCCGGACCUACAGUACUGUACUACUGUACUAAUGGUUUGAGCUUAUCUCCCCGUCCACUUCCGCAAUAAUAUAUUUUGCCUUUCCACGGUACAGUGUGUCCUCGAUGAUCAACAUGUCAUGAAAGGAGAUUCCGAAUAUUCGAAAUUGAGGCGAGCUGGAACACUCCCCUCAAUGCUCCUUAAAAAUUCUGGACCGGUCGACGUUGAAGACGUCUCCAAAGUAUAUAGCUGUUUCGUAUCAUCGUGGCUGGCGGAACUCUCGCCUUGGCGUCUGGCUGGACCCCAUCACGCCUUUUGUGGUGGUUGCUGGAAGCGUCGUGGGCUGAAAAUCCCCAGUCGAGCCUCUGCCCGGUUCGGGCAUCGCCAGGGCUGGAUAGGGCUUAGACGGUGUGAUUGACAAUUCCAGGCAGCCAAUAACGGGAGGAUCGUCAAGCCCAGCAGAUACAGUACAGUAGCACAUUCACACGCACUGGAAUCGAGAUCCUUGAUCCCAGCGCACAUCAAGCGAGUCCAGGAGUCCUGGAGUCCAGCCUCCAUCACGCUGAAGCUUGGAGCUCUGACAGCCCCGUUCCUCCUCCUCGGAAUCCUAGUGUGGGGGAGAGGGUCACAUCGAGAUAUCCCCGGCGGGCCUUGAUUGUCUUGGGGGACCUUCGCUUGAGGGUUCCAGGUGCGACCGACUCAGCGACAACACCGUGCGGGCAGUUCAUGAUGGAGUCUGAUGUACCUUAUGCCCCUGCCUUGCUGCAACAAAUUUUCCCAUGGCCUCGCCUCGCCUCGCCACGCCACGCCACGCCACGCCACAAGAAAGGAAAAACAACAAUUGAACAGCGAGACCUUAUCAGAUAUGUAGGUACUGUACGGAAUAGGUAGAGAGCACAGUGCAGGAGCUGCGCGGGGUGAGCAUCGAUCAUCAACUCGAUCCAGCAGACCACGGCCAUCUCAGGGCCUAGCCGAUUCCUGUCCCUCGUUUACUGAAUCGGCGAAAGUGGUACAGCUGAGGGAGGAUAUAGCGAGCGGGGGUAGCGUCUUCCAAGGCGAAGAGCUCAUGGCCAUAGAUUUGCCUCUUGGUCUGUGGUUCUAACUGUAGUUCCAUUGCACACCACCAGGCCAGAACGGGGCCAAGCCAUCAUAGAGGGCUACGGAGGUACUGUGUACCUAGUACGGAGGGUAGGGUAGAUAAAUUUACUAGAGAGCAGAGAGUCGCUGCUUUCAGCUUCAAGCCACCACCACCAGGACCAGGGCACGACCAGGGCACUGCGAUUCCAGAUUUCGCGGACUGCAGCCAGCCAGCCAGCCAGACAAGCAGCGCGUGCCGGCCAGGCUCCUUGCUCUUGGUGCACCACCACUACACUGCACUGCACUGCACUGCACUGCACUACACUACACCUCACCCAUGCCAGCACCUCCACCUCCACCUCCACGUCCACGUCUUGCCGCUAUUGAAAGUUCACGCUGCGAAGGUCUCGUCCACAGGCGGCGGGGCGGCAACCACCACGGCUGGCUGCCCCGGCUGAGACACAUGCUUGCUUAUCAUUAUUCGUUAAGGUAUAUCAAAUCCGAGUCCCAUCAUGGCUCCCAGAGCUGUCUCGUCACUUUUCUUUCGACUUGAUUAUUCGAGAUUCCUAAUCUCAUACCUUUCCCUCUCUUGAGCCUCCAUAUUGUUUGGAACAUCUGAUUGAACUGUACCCUACCCAGAGAAGCUCCUCUGCGAGAGUCGGUCCCUGGACACUAGAGCUGCUUGAUCGACAACUGGCGGCUCGCCUUGACGUCGUACCGACGAUCACAGAACACCCAGCGCAGUGACGCUCAUGCAAGUGGAAAUAAUCCAGUGACUUGUACAAUAUCUCGAAAUGAAUAUCAGCAUGUCCCUGGCCAUGUCAAUGGCUGGUAAGCCAAAAGUACCCUCCAGAGCAAGCUCGAUACGAACGCCAGCCAAAGAACCUGUCAGAUCCAGUUCGGUAUGCUCCAAGGACUUUUCAUUGUACAAAGGAGUUUCAGAGAGACCGCUGGGCUGGAAACCAAAACGACCAGAGAGGAACCCAGGAAGGCUCUCUUUCUGCAAUCCAACUCUGGGAGAACCAGUAAUUGAAAUGAAUGUAAGAAGGUGGGACGGCGCAGCAAGGAGAUCCGUUGAAUGGGAUGGACUCAGAAGAGUAAGAUCUCAACUUUUCUGUGUGGUUGACAUACCUGCUCACAUGUGUCGUCAGGAUCCCGAAUUAUGGUACAACGAUGGCAAUUGUCUUGUCCAUUUGUACGGACAGGGUCAAUCCAGACGAGGACCGGCAUUCAAGAUUCCCAUGGACGCCCUUCUUCAAACAAGUUGUCGCCCCCUUCUGGACCGAUUCUUAGCUGCUUCGCCGGGAAGCUCACCGUCCUCGCAAUGCAGCAGCGAUGACAGCUACUUCGGCCAUUCGAGGCAGAGAACUUACGAACUUUACAUUCCAGCCCCAGCUAAUGUCGACCGAGGAGAGGCGUUUCUAUACCACACAGCAACGAGGAAUUUUUUCGCCUGGGUUUUUGGAAAGUCUCUUGUCGGAGUCCACCUCGGCGGUGCGCUUGUAGGGCUCUUGAAUAGUAUGAAUGAGUUUCGAUCUCCAGACGAGGACAAUGUUCAGGGUAUCAUCGACUAUAUGGAUGAAGAAGGAUAUGCGGACAUGAGGAGUGCCCCAGAUCAUGCUUUGGCAAUUCUCUACUUUGCAGAACACUUCCGAUUCAGGGACCUUUGGAUUGAUGCAUUUGCACACUGUACUGGCAUGAAUGAGAGACUCAUUGUCAGUCCUGGAUUCGAGUUCAUUGCUAGAACCACCCGCGCGCUCGUAACACGAUCGAGAUACGAAAUGGAUAUGAGAUUGGACCAAUGUGGAGAAAGACUCAGCUCCUUCCUCUCAGACGACCUCUCCGAUUCACACCUCGGCCUAUCAUCCGCCGCGCGAGCUCACCUCGACAAGUUCAGAUCUUUCUUACAAUCCUACUACGUCGCCAAAUUUGGCUAUUACCCACCAGCAUCCGAAGAUGGACGUGCUGCCUUUCCCAAACACAUCUAUGCUCAAAUGUGUUCGGAAUUUCACAAGCUAUAUGAAUACAUGGUGGAUAAGUCGCGCACAAAUGUCGACUCUCUCCCACUUACCCACUCGGGCGGAGUGUGUGUUUUGCAGAACGUGCAGGCAUUCGACCAGCGGCACAAAUACCAACCAUUGGAGCAUCCAUUUCCUCUACUCCCAGAAAGCGAGGAUAAUUCGAAGCCUCCAACAAACAAGCGAUUUAGUCUUUCCUUCAAAGCAGACAAGAUGAAGCCAGAUCCACGACUCGUGACGCUCGCUCACCUCGUCAAGGCUACCAACGUACAUGACCAAAGUCUCCUUGACUCAACACUUGUCCGGGCAUAUAGAGGCUUCGAAAAAGACUGUGUCUUCUAUCCUACCAAGGACAGACACGAAAAGUUGUCUCAAACCGAUGCUCGCAAGGUCAGAUGGAUUCUCGUCUAUUCAAUACUGCAGACUCUACUUUCAGCAACCUUGGCUCCAGAGGAGGUACGCGACACACACAAUGUGCCAUACAACAUUUGCGUGCUCACAGCCGGGUGUCCACCUUGGAAAGAACGGCCGUACGAGACUCUUGUGAGAACGCAAACAGACCAAACGAAACUUGACUUCGAGGCAGCAACCUCGCAGUCGCCGGUAGACAACGAGCCCUACUCUCCAUCAGAGAUCAGACCCGAUAUCGACUACUUUGCCAUCACACAUGCUCGACAGAACAGUGAGAUCUCGCUAUCUUCCACAGCAUCGAAGAAGGGAACAGUCAGAAGAGCACUCAGCACUCUUGGUAAUAUGCCCGAGCUUCGCCAUCCCAAACCUCAGCGAGCAUCGUUCCACGAGAUUUUGGUCCACGGAUAUGGCAACGGUACGAAUAACGUUUGCAUCACAGCCCGACCUGCAACCACAAGCCCAGAAGAUUCGCCACACAAGGUAUCUUUCGAUUCUGGCUCGUCAUCUAUGGAGGAUCUCUCCUCGAGAUGGUCGAAUACUUCUUUCGGUGGUCCUGACAGUCCUCUGACCAGUGCCUCCAACAGUCGAAGAGGUUCCGAUGCUAGUGUUGAGAUCUCGAAGAAGUCUAUCAAGAACUUACUUGAUCGACCAUUGAGUGCAUUCGGCCUGGCCAGACCACCAAGCAGUCUCUACUCAGAAAGCGUUUAUAGCGUGGAUCCAUUGCAGCCAGACCCAUUACAGGUGAAGAAGGCUGACCAGGAGUUUGUGAAAGUUACCACGGAGGUGAAGGUUGAGUAUGAGGAGAAGGAUGAGCCGAUCCGAAACAUUCAUGUCGCAUUCUGAAAAUGUGGCUUUCAAGUUUUCCUUUGUGUUUGGAGUCUCUGGAGGGAAGGAGUUGUCCGGUUUUCAUGAUACCCAAUCACGCUCCCUUCAAGUUUUGUUUCCUUGUUUCAAGAUUGGAUGUCGUGAUAGACUUAAUGUCUAAUUGCAUCCGAAUACUGUAUAAUUAUAAUGUUAGAUACUUGUUCAUAGGGAUUAGCUAGGCAGCGGACAAUAAAAUUUGGUCUGGAUACUCAGAAACGUUCAAGUCCUCUCGAAGCUUGUCGCCAAAUGAGAGCCAUGAAUAUCAUAAAGUCAUCGAGACGACCAAAAUUAUGUUGUAGGGUGGUUUGUACCAAAGAUACCCUUUUCAAGCUGACAUGGCGGCGUGGA